AUAGAGGUAAAAAUAAAAUGAAAUACGUCAAUCAUCACCAUAAACGUAGGUUCCUUUUGUGUAUUUGUUCUCAUUUUCACAAACCUCAUUAAAAUGGUCACACGCGGUCUUGCCUUUGCGUACACCUUUUGUGGUAUAAUGAGAAUGAAAUAAUGGCCUUUACAGAUUUCCUGUAAGCCAAGCUAAGCUACCAUACUUAGGAAAUUACUUACUCUAGAUAAGCUUACACUUUUGACAUUAAUGAUGGCAUUUCUACAAAGAUCAGUUAGUUCCUGCAUUAGCUUUGCUGAAUGCUUCUUAAGCCUCACCAAAUAUUCUGUAGAAGCUAUUAAAGUUUGCAAACAGGUAGGCUGCACAGCCAUCUUAAAAAACCCUUUUGUUAGAUCAUCAUUAUAAAGUUAAUAAUAUAGCACAACUUUCAACGUAUGGGUACUAGACAACUAAUAAACUUAUGAAAUGAAAAUAUUUAUUCGCAGGGACAUGGUAAAUACAAAAGGUUUUAAAACAAAAUAAGUUUCUUGGCAUAUCUCGCCUUCAGUAGGCACGCGAAAAUUAAUAGUCAAUAGUUAGUUAGACAGGUUGGCAGACUUUCAAGCUUUUACCUGUAACGAUUGUCAAAGAUGUAUGAAUAGCAGCCGGGACUUUUUUCACGUGCCUGCCGAAACACGGAGGAACUCGUUAUGACAAAUAUGGUCAAAGUCUUUAUCAUGUCUUUAGUUCAUAUCCUAAUGAUUAUCCUUUUUCGCCAGGUGUACAAUGCCAAAUGUGAUGAAGUGCCUGAUCUACAUCGGAGUGGCGGCCUUCCUGCACCAGCUGCCUCGGUUCUUCGACAGGCGCUACGUGCCUCAGAUCACCGUCUGGAGAGGCCACUUCGAGGAAGUCUGCAGCAUUGAGAUGGCGCCAUGGGUGCACGCGAUAUCGCUGGACGCGUACUUCAUAUCGUACUACGGCUUCCGAGUCCUGUUCGUGCACCUCAUCCCUUGCACCUCUCUCGUGGUCCUCAACGUGCUCCUCUUCAGAGCCAUGAGGACCGCCCAGAUCAACAGGCAAAGACUCUUCAAAGAGAACCGAAAAUCCGAAUGCAGGAAGCUUAGGGACUCGAAUUGUACCACUCUCAUGUUAAUCGUCGUUGUCACCGUCUUCCUAAUGGUUGAAAUACCAGUUGCCGUUGUCACAAUACUCCACAUCAUCUCCAGCACAAUCGUCGAGAUCCUAGACUAUUAUAUAGCCAACAUUUUAAUCCUCAUCACCAACUUCUUCAUCCUAGUUUCCUAUCCCAUCAACUUUGCGAUUUACUGCGGCAUGUCGAGGCAGUUCAGGGAGACGUUCAAGGAGUUAUUUAUUAGGGGCGCGGUGACUAGUAGGAAAAAUGGCGGAUCUAGUAGGUAUUCCCUUGUAAACGGACCUAGGACGUGCACGAACGAAACCGUACUCUAGAUCUGUUUCUUUUUGUAAAUAUCUUAUGAUAGAGUAAGAUUUUUAAUUGUUUUCUUUUUUGUUGUAAUUUAGGACAUAUCAAUUAUAUGAAAACCACUUUACAGGAUACAAUUCAUAAUGUUAUUAAAACGGACUUUCAAAAAGAAACAUAUUUUGUUGUUUGUUAAAAUAAAAAUGCAGAAAAAAAGCACAAAUGUUUUAAUGUAAUUAGAUAAAAAUGAGGCGCGUCAAUUUUUUACAAAAUUUCAAA
Messenger RNA from Trichoplusia ni (cabbage looper), 1687 nucleotides. RefSeq names its product sex peptide receptor-like. Lineage: Eukaryota; Metazoa; Arthropoda; Insecta; Lepidoptera; Noctuidae. The transcript is spliced from 2 exons. The record is from RefSeq and is a predicted model, not a curated record. Gene Ontology annotation, cellular component: membrane. Gene Ontology annotation, molecular function: G protein-coupled peptide receptor activity. Bases 757 to 1437 code for a protein of 226 amino acids.